AUGGGAGGUCAGGCUGUACCGGAUAUCUCGCCCCCCGCUCUCGCCGCCCUCGAAGCGGCACUACUCAACGUCGCUGGCAAUGUGCCACUGCACAACAGGUUUCGGGCUCUCUUCACGCUUAAGGCACUCAAGAACGACAAUGCAGUAAAUAUUAUCUCGAAAGGAUUUUCGGAUGACAGUGCGCUACUAAAGCACGAGCUCGCAUACUGUCUCGGACAGAUGAAGAACACGUCUGCCCUCCCCGUUCUCGAGAAUGUUCUUGCAAACGAGCAGGAAGACCCGAUGGUCCGCCAUGAGGCCGCGGAGGCAAUGGGCGCUAUUUCUUCACCAUCUUCCAUUCCUCUUCUGCAGAAAUACCUCUCCGAUCCUGAACGGAGUGUCCGAGAGACCUGCGAGAUCGCCCUGGCGAAGAUCGACUGGGAUAAUUCUGACGAAGGGCGCAAGCAUUGGGAGGUUGUUAAGAAAUCGGAAGACCAAACAUACACCUCAGUCGAUCCCGCGCCGCCCUCGUCCCGCCUCUUGUCUGGCAAACCAGCGCCCGAAGACGCAUCAACAAUCAGCAUUAGCACACUUCGCACCACCCUCCUCGAUAAGAAUCGCCCGCUCUUCGAACGAUACCGCGCAAUGUUUGCACUCCGCAAUAUCGGCACGCCCGCCGCCGUCAACGCACUCGCUGCGGGUUUCUCCGACGACAGCGCGCUGUUCAAACACGAAAUCGCCUUCGUCUUUGGACAGCUACUCUCUGCGCACUCUGUCCCCUCCCUCCUUGCCGUCCUUCAAAACACCAACGAGUCCGACAUGGUCCGCCACGAGGCGGCUGAGGCGCUCGGAGGAAUCGCGACGCCCGAGGUACUACCGCACCUCAAAGAAUGGAUGCAGCGCCCCGAUGCGCCGCGCGUCGUGCGCGAAAGCUGUCAGGUCGCGAUUGAUAUGUGGGAGUAUGAAAAUUCUGGCGAGUUCCAGUACGCGAAUGGACUGGACAAUGGAGGAGUCAUGGGCGCUGUAGGAGUAUGA
Fibroporia radiculosa is the source of this 1014-nucleotide messenger RNA. RefSeq lists its product as uncharacterized. NCBI's taxonomy places the organism in Eukaryota, Fungi, Basidiomycota, Agaricomycetes, Polyporales, Fibroporiaceae. Bases 1 to 1014 code for a protein of 337 amino acids. The record is from RefSeq and is a predicted model, not a curated record. Gene Ontology annotation, molecular function: deoxyhypusine monooxygenase activity. The transcript has 6 exons. Gene Ontology annotation, biological process: peptidyl-hypusine biosynthetic process.